UCCCCCACGGAUAAACGACUACAUCACUACCCGCUCCGUAGCUUUGGUUGUCCGGACAGGACGGACUGAAAUUAUUCUUCAACCGACCACGACAGUGCGUGGUGCGUGCGGAGCAGAAUUUAUUUAGUGUUAAGUAAUUUAUUAAGUUCACAUACAACAAAAUGAGGGAAAUCGUGCACAUCCAGGCUGGCCAAUGCGGCAACCAGAUCGGAGCUAAGUUCUGGGAGAUCAUCUCUGACGAGCAUGGCAUCGACCCCACCGGCGCCUACCAUGGCGACUCGGACCUGCAGCUGGAGCGCAUCAACGUGUACUACAAUGAGGCCUCCGGCGGCAAGUACGUGCCGCGCGCCAUCCUCGUGGACCUCGAGCCCGGCACCAUGGACUCUGUCCGCUCCGGACCUUUCGGACAGAUCUUCCGCCCGGACAACUUCGUCUUCGGACAGUCCGGCGCCGGUAACAACUGGGCCAAGGGACACUACACAGAGGGCGCCGAGCUUGUCGACUCGGUCUUAGACGUCGUACGUAAGGAAGCAGAAUCAUGCGACUGCCUCCAGGGAUUCCAACUCACACACUCGCUCGGCGGCGGUACCGGUUCCGGAAUGGGCACCCUCCUUAUCUCCAAAAUCAGGGAAGAAUACCCCGACAGAAUUAUGAACACAUAUUCAGUUGUACCAUCACCCAAAGUGUCUGAUACAGUAGUAGAACCUUACAAUGCAACACUGUCAGUCCACCAACUCGUAGAAAACACCGACGAAACCUACUGUAUCGACAAUGAGGCUCUCUAUGACAUCUGCUUCCGCACGCUCAAACUUUCCACACCUACAUAUGGCGACCUUAACCACCUGGUGUCGCUCACAAUGUCCGGCGUGACCACCUGCCUCAGGUUCCCCGGUCAGCUGAAUGCGGAUCUCCGCAAGCUGGCGGUGAACAUGGUGCCCUUCCCGCGUCUGCACUUCUUCAUGCCGGGCUUCGCUCCGCUCACGUCGCGCGGCAGCCAGCAGUACCGCGCCCUCACCGUGCCCGAACUCACCCAGCAGAUGUUCGACGCUAAGAACAUGAUGGCGGCGUGCGACCCGCGUCACGGCCGCUACCUCACCGUCGCCGCCAUCUUCCGUGGUCGCAUGUCCAUGAAGGAGGUCGACGAGCAGAUGCUCAACAUCCAGAACAAGAACUCGUCGUACUUCGUUGAAUGGAUCCCCAACAACGUGAAGACCGCCGUGUGCGACAUCCCGCCCCGUGGUCUCAAGAUGGCGGCCACUUUCAUCGGCAACUCCACCGCUAUCCAGGAGCUGUUCAAGCGCAUCUCUGAACAGUUCACCGCUAUGUUCAGGCGCAAGGCUUUCUUGCAUUGGUACACCGGCGAGGGCAUGGACGAGAUGGAGUUCACCGAGGCCGAAAGCAACAUGAACGACCUGGUGUCCGAGUACCAACAGUACCAGGAGGCCACCGCCGACGAGGACGCAGAGUUCGACGAAGAGCAAGAGCAGGAGAUCGAGGACAACUAGGCCUCUUCCCCUCAGCUCUAGUAUACCUACGUCACACUCGUAACCCCUCCCCCCUUCCCCUCCAGCGCCCUCCCUGUCGCGGCCCACCCGCUGGGACGCUUGCAUUUCUUCGCUUAGUACUCGUACCCGUAUAGUUCUGGACGUGAUUUAUUGUAUGGCAAACUAGGGAGUUGCGUUUACAUUCCCCAGUGUUUUCCUUGUCGACGAAGGGCAGCUCUCGGAUGUUUAUUGCAAUAAACAGUGCCUCAUGCGACGUGAGCCCUUCGACCGAACAUCCGCGCGGUGCUGUGACAGUUGACACAUGACACAAAAAAGGAAAAGAUCUUUUUUUUGAUAAGGCUGAACUUGAUUUUUUUAAUAAGUUUAAUUUUAAUACUUCGUUUGUAACCAGUGUGAUGAGUAAUAAGUUGGCUUUUUUUAAUAAAAAGCCAAUGUAUGUCGUACAAUAUUUUCGAAGUCGAUCAAACGUUUUUUAAUUAUAAUAUUCCAGCUGGUGAGUAAUAAAGUAUAAUGAUUUUA
This is a messenger RNA of Manduca sexta (tobacco hornworm), 2024 nucleotides long. Its product is annotated as tubulin beta-1 chain-like. The coding region runs from base 162 to 1505 and encodes 447 amino acids. NCBI's taxonomy places the organism in Eukaryota, Metazoa, Arthropoda, Insecta, Lepidoptera, Sphingidae. The transcript is spliced from 2 exons. Gene Ontology annotation, biological process: mitotic cell cycle; microtubule cytoskeleton organization. Gene Ontology annotation, cellular component: cytoplasm; microtubule. The record is from RefSeq and is a predicted model, not a curated record. Gene Ontology annotation, molecular function: structural constituent of cytoskeleton; GTPase activity; GTP binding.